Molecule: messenger RNA, 943 nt
Organism: Odontomachus brunneus
Lineage: Eukaryota; Metazoa; Arthropoda; Insecta; Hymenoptera; Formicidae
Gene: RpL10
Product: 60S ribosomal protein L10
Exons: 3
Coding region: 232-891 (219 amino acids)
Biological process (GO): translation; ribosomal large subunit assembly
Cellular component (GO): cytosolic large ribosomal subunit; ribosome
Molecular function (GO): structural constituent of ribosome
Source: RefSeq, a predicted model, not a curated record
UCCACCAUAGUAUAGCUCAUUCGUUGAAAUUUCCUUUUCGCAUCUCGUCUAGCUUUGCGUCAGUAAGUGAUGCGUUUUCUUAUCCGUGUAAUCCCUUAACAUCGUAAUACAUAUAAAAUAUUAACUUACAUAUUGCAUUCGUUGAAUUUUCUCUGUGUUCAACGGUUAACAUAAUUCCAGCAUUUAAUACAAUCUUGUUAUAUUAAUACAAAUUUUAAUUUAUAAGUUAAGAUGGGGCGCCGACCAGCGAGAUGUUAUCGGUACUGCAAGAACAAGCCGUAUCCAAAAUCCAGAUUCUGUCGUGGUGUCCCCGAUCCGAAAAUCCGUAUUUUCGAUCUUGGCAAAAAGAAAGCUUCUGUUGAAGAUUUUCCAUUAUGUGUACAUUUGGUAUCUGAUGAAUAUGAACAGCUCAGCUCUGAAGCUUUGGAAGCUGGGCGAAUUUGCGCAAACAAAUAUAUGGUGAAAAAUGCUGGAAAGGAUCAAUUCCACAUUCGUAUGAGACUGCAUCCUUUCCAUGUAAUCCGCAUCAAUAAGAUGUUAUCGUGUGCUGGAGCUGAUAGGCUCCAAACGGGAAUGAGAGGUGCUUUCGGCAAGCCUCAGGGCACUGUAGCUAGAGUGCAUAUCGGUCAGCCUAUCAUGAGCGUUCGUUCUUCUGAUCGCCAUAAGGCGGCCGUUAUCGAAGCUUUACGACGUGCCAAGUUCAAGUUCCCUGGUCGUCAAAAGAUCUAUGUAUCGAAGAAAUGGGGCUUCACGAAGUACGACCGUGUUGAAUACGAGGAACUGAAAGCUGCAGGCCGUCUUGCUCCAGAUGGUUGCAAUGUCAAGUAUUUGCCUGAACAUGGACCGCUCGAAGAGUGGAAAAAAUUCAGGAAGGCACUUGCUACAGCCUAAAUUGGUACAAAACAUUUUGAACAUGUGAUUAAAUAAAAUAAUUGCAAAAAAG